Neopelma chrysocephalum (saffron-crested tyrant-manakin) is the source of this 740-nucleotide messenger RNA. Its product is annotated as formin-like protein 3. The record is from RefSeq and is a predicted model, not a curated record. The transcript is spliced from 4 exons. The annotation marks the transcript as partial. NCBI's taxonomy places the organism in Eukaryota, Metazoa, Chordata, Aves, Passeriformes, Pipridae.
GCCACGCCCCUCUGCUGGUGGCCCCGCCCCUGGUGACGCUGGGCCACGCCCCCCACGCCCAAGCCACGCCCACCGUGGCCGCCGUGGCCGGCCACGCCCCUCUGGUGACGUCACAGGGGGCGGGGCUCAACCUGGGGCUGGGAUUGGCUCUGGCGGCGCCGCCCAGGGCCGCGCCCACCCUGCUGGCCCCGCCCACCGCCGCUCUUCCCGCCGCCUCCUUGGCCACGCCCCCUCCCUCGCCCAGCCCCGCCCCUCCGGGCCCCGCCCUGGGCAAGGGGGCGGGGCCCGUGCAGGGGGCGGGGCCGGGGGCGGGGCCUCCCUUGGCCGCCUUCGCCCUCGGGGGCCCCCAAAGGCUCCUCCUGGCGCCGGAGAUGCAGGCCCGGCUCCCAUCCGGAGAACUCGUCAGCCUCUCCCAAUUGGCCGCCUUGGCCCAGCGAGCCCCGCCCCCUCCAGCAGUGGGCGGGGCUAAACCCUCUUCCUCGGCUCCGCCCCCUCCUGUGGCUCCGCCCCCCGCCGCCGCCGUGGCCCCGCCCCCCGCGAUGACGUUGCAGCUCCAGGGCAGCAAAUUGACGUUGGCCCCGGCCCCGCCCCUCCGGCACCUGGCGCUGGCCACGCCCCCUCGGGCCGUACCACGUAACGUGGUUCACCUGGUGGCGGCGGGGGCGGGGCAGCACCUGCUGGGCCCCGCCCACACCCACGUGACCCUCCUGGCGCCCCUGGGACCCCCCGUGGGAACCCCC